Molecule: messenger RNA, 1392 nt
Organism: Cajanus cajan (pigeon pea)
Lineage: Eukaryota; Viridiplantae; Streptophyta; Magnoliopsida; Fabales; Fabaceae
Source: RefSeq, a predicted model, not a curated record
AUGGUAGUGACCCGCAAAGGACAAUCAACAACGACCCAACCGAUUCCCAACGUUAACGCCGAAGACAAUCCCGUCAUGACCAACCAAGAGCGCUACCCGUACGGAAUGCCUCAAACUCAACUAGAACCCGUGAUUCAACAGGUCCAGCCGAACACUGACCGAACUCAACCCAAUUUGCAUGAUGACCUCCGUGCGUUGAGGGAGGAAAUGGAGACCAUCCGAAGGCAAAGAGAAGCCGACGCCCGAGAGCUAGCCGAGUUACGUCGACAAAAUGCUGAGCUUCAGAAUCUGAACCAAACUUUCGUGCCGUCCACCCCCACAGCAGCGGAAGAGUCUGCCUAUCACGCCCCAACCGACCAGGUCACUCGAACUCCGGUCACCUCGUUGAUAGCCAACAAGGCCGACACCACCGUCCACUCCUUAAGACACCCUUUCUCACGGAGGAUAAUGGAAGCGACUCUUUUGGAUCAUUGGAAGAAUCUCCCAAUUGAGAAGUACGACGGGACCACUGACCCCGACGAACACCUGAACGCUGUCUUGACGCAGGCGACCCUCUCCACGCAAGACGACUCGGCCUUGUGUCGAAUAUUCCCCACAUCACUGAAGGGAAGGGCCCUGAGUUGGUUCACCAAGUUGCCGAGUUCUUCCAUCGACUCGUUUUGCGAGUUGUCAUCCCAGUUCACUUUGCAAUUCGCGACGAGCAAGCCGUAUAGGACGACCUCGUUGGCUCUAGCGGGGGUUCGUCAGGAGAAAAAAGAAAGUUUAAGAUGCUUUAUGGACCGAUUCAACAAGAUUUCCAUGGAGAUAGGCGAUCUUAACCCGGCCGUCGCCCUAGACAGGUUGAGCACUGCCCUGAAACCGGGGACUUUUGUAAAUAGCCUCUGUAAAAAACCACCACUUGAAAUGAAUGAUUUGCGUCGCCGAGCCGAGAAGUAUAUGCAGAUGGAGGAGCUUGCGAAACCCCGAAACCAGGCUAGAGCGGAGGAGGGUAAUAGCAGGAAGGAGCCGAGCCGAGAACUGAUGAAAAAGGCUAACGUCGAACCUUCAAACGCCCGGCCCCCGAGGGGACCACGAUACACGGCGUACACUCCCCUCAACACGAGUAGGGCUAAGGUGUUGGAGCAAGCCCUCGCAUCAGAAAUCCUGGUGAUGCCAAAAAGGGAAAAAACGUGCCGAUUCCACCGAAACAGGGGACACACAACAGAAGAAUGCUCGGCACUAAAGGAUAAACUUGAAGACCUUAUCAAGCAAGGUCAUCUCCGGAACUUUGUCUCACCCCAAGACCACCGGUCAAGGGGGAGAGACCACUAUCCUCGACGAGCAUCACCGUCGAGAGAUCGAGGCCACCGAUCUCGAUCAACAGAAAGGAAAGACCACUCGAGAAGUUCCUGA